Rubroshorea leprosula is the source of this 1146-nucleotide messenger RNA. The record is from the annotation of a GenBank genome assembly. Lineage: Eukaryota; Viridiplantae; Streptophyta; Magnoliopsida; Malvales; Dipterocarpaceae.
AUCCCUUGUCAUGCUGUGAGUCUCAUUGUUCUCUUUGGGGUUUUCAUCAUCUUGGUAUCAGAGCAUCAGAUCCUAAAUCAGGUUUCAAUCAUGCCAAGCGGUGAUGACAAAUCAACCAUUAGAAUGCACCAUGUGGAUGAAUCUCUCAUGCUCAAAGCAAUGCAACAACAAUUUCAAAGGAAUGACACUAAUGAUGAUCUCAAUGACGAUUAUGAAGAUGCAUUCAACAAUGAUGCCCAAAACUCAAAUCUCAACAUGGACAGAUUUAUGAGAGGUAUAGGGGAUCAAAAAGGUAGGUUUAACCGAGAAGAGCAAAAUCUAAUGAGUCAGGGAGAUCAACAAGAUCGUGACUUAGGUAGCAUCAAGAUGAAGAUUCCUUUGUUUCAAGGCAAAAAUGAUCCAGAUGUGUAUUUGGAGUGGGAAAACAAGGUGGAAUUGGUGUUUGAUUGGCAUAACUAUUUUGAGGAGAAAAAGGUGAAACUAACAGUGGUGGAAUUUACUGAUUACGCUGUAGUGUGGUGGGAUCAGCUUGUGCUUAGUCGACGUAGAAAUCGAGAGCAUCCUAUUAACACUUGGGAAGAGAUGAAAGCUGGCCUUACUCAAGGGUCUAAAAGCAUUGAGGAUUAUCUCAAAGAGAUGGAAAUCGCAAUGCAUUAUAUGGAAUUAAAAGAUAUGGUGCAUGUGGCGAUGAAAGUAGAACGACAACUCAAGCGUAAAGGAGCCACCACCAGAACUGAGCAAAAUUCAGGUUCCUCAUCUUCUUGGAAACUAAAUUGGUGCAAAAAGGAAGAAAAUUUUGCUUUUAAGCCUAAAACUACAGAAUCUAAGUCAAAAGAAGUUGGCAGCAAUGAGAAAAGUAAAACAGAUAAUACGCAAGGCAGAAACCGAGACAUCAAGUGUUUUCGAUGCUUGGGAAGGGGGCAUGUUGCAUCGCAAUGUCCUAAUAAGCACAUGAUGAUCUUGAGAGAUGAUGGAGAAAUUGAAACCAAGGGUGAAUCUAAUGAUGAAUCUAUGCCACCAUUAGAAGAUGCUAAUGGGUGUGGAAUAUGCCGUUGAUGGAGAACUUCUCAUCACCAGGCGAGCUUUGAAUGUGCAAGCCAAAGAAGAUGAUGAAGUACAAUGUGACAAUAUAUUUCACACGAGGUG